UUCAACUCAGAGCAAAUAGGGUGUACAAAACCUCUACAUCACAUUUAACAAUAUUUCCCUCCAGAUUCCCUUUCCCUUCCUGCGGUUUUAGUCACUCAUUUUCAGAAGCAGAGUCUGAGUUUUGACGUGAGGAUGGACCACACCUUGUUCUGUGUGCUACAGUUAUUCUUAAUAAGCACUCUCUUCUGCUGUGGACACACUCAAGAUGCUGAAUUGACCCUUGAACCCAAUUCAUCCCAUCUGUUUGUGGGAGAGUGUGUAAUCUUCACAUGUGGCAUGAAAGGAGGAAGUGGGAAAGACUGGCUCUACGAAUUCAGCAGGAAUGGUCAACCAGUUGUCGCCAUCAACACAAACAACUCCUACUCCCUGAACCUAACAGCAGACCUGAGUGGGGAUUAUUGGUGCGUCGGUCAUCACAAGGGCUCUGCACGUUCCACAAAUCAGAGUAACACCAUCACUUUAUCAGUAUCAGCCCACAAACCCACAGCCGCUGUGACAGCAGAGAGAGGAACCAUUCCAGAUGGCGGCACCGUGAAACUCAGCUGCUCUGUUGAAGACUCGGCUGAGUGGAAAUACGACUGGUUCAAGCAACAUCCAGGCUCCAACAAAGCUGCAGUAAAGAUGGAUGCUGCACAAAACUUCAUCAACAUCUCAAGUGAAGGAAUUUACUGGUGCAGAGGAAGAAGAGGAAACCCAGUUUACUUUACAAAACAAAGUGAAGGCUAUUACAUUGAAAAAAAUUUGCCCAACAGUGUUGCUGUGACUUUGCGGCACAACUGGACUGAGAUAUUCAAGGGUGAGACGAUCUCCAUCAGCUGUGAGAUCCAAGGAGGAGCAAACACUGGGUGGGAGUAUGAAUGGAGAACAACAAGCUCAGACAUGACCUCAACGAAAAGGGAAUUCAAAAUCACUGCCCAUGUUUCCUACAGUGGAGAGUACUGGUGUAAAGGUAGAAGGGACUUGUUUUCCUCUACUGAAUGGAGCAACGCAUUCACACUGCAAGUAUCCUAUAAACCCAGGCCAAGACUGACUUCUGAUAAAAGAAUUAUACCAGUGGGUGGCAAUGCAACACUGACCUGCUCAGUGACGAAUCCCGCACAAUGGAAUUACUAUUGGUUCCAACAUACCUCCAACUUUUCUGAAAUUCCAGUAAAUGGAUAUGGAAAACCAGAUAAUGUCAUCAGUGUCUCACAGGGAGGCAUCUACUCCUGCAGAGGAGGCAGAGGAAACCCAGUUUUCUACACAGAAGGCAGUGGUGUAGUCACUAUUGAAAAAAGAGUUUCCAACAGGGCUGUUGUGUCCCUGCAGCCCAAUAACCCUGUGAUAUUCACCGGAGAGAUGAUCACUGUUACGUGUACAGUUGAAGGGGGAAACGCUGGUUGGGUGUAUGGGUGGAGCAAACCCAACUCAGACACAGUUUCCACACAUGAUGGAUUCAGAAUCGUUAAUGCAUCUGCAUCCAGCGGUGGAAACUACAGAUGUAUGGGUACACACAAACAGGACCUGCAUUCCUCGACAGAGUGGAGCGACGUUGUCACGGUGAUAGUUUUAGAACACAGACCAAAGGCUUUCAUCAGUGCUUCCAGCACAGUUCUUCCAGUAGGGGGCAGUGUGACCCUGACUUGUUCAGUGAAGCCAUCAUCAUCUGGUUGGAAAUAUUUCUGGUACAGAGCCAAGGAUACCUCAGAGACCCUGCCAGGACAAGAGGUGGAUUCCUCCUCUGAUGGGGAAAUUACUGUCUCACAGGAAGGACUGUACUGGUGCAGAGGAGGAAGAGGAGAUCAGAUGUACUUCACAGAGAACAGUGUUUCAGUUAACAUUAACAAAAUGGUCACAAAUCGGCCUGUUGUGACUCUGCAACCUAACUGGCCUACCAUUUACUACGGAGAGACAAUCACGUUGCGAUGUGAGAUCCAGGGAGGUCACACAGACUGGGUCUAUGAAUGGAUGACUACCAGCUUUCAUUUACCCCCAAACCAAGCUGAGCACAGAAUUACUUUUUAUUAUUCACACAGUGGCUCCUACUGGUGUAAAGGCAGGAAGAAAAAUGCUCCACAGAUUGCAACUAGUUGGAGUGCUUCUUUAAAACUACCACGCGAUUAUUACGAAACCCAGCCCGUCCUCUCUGUGUCUCCAUCAUGGCUGAGUCCUGGAUCCUCAGUAACUCUGACAUGUGGGGUUGAAAAUCCAUCUGCAGGAUGGAGGUUCUACUGGUAUAAAGCUGUUCCUCGUCUGUUUGGUGCUUGGUAUUUGUUGCGUUCUGCUUACAGACAUGAAUCAUUACCUGGGCACACGAGCGGGACUGGAGAAAAUUCCUUCAUCAUUCAUGGACAAACAAAAACAGCAGGAUAUUCAUGUAGAGCUGGAAGAGGAGACCCAGUGUAUUACACUGAUCACAGUGAACCAAAGUUCAUCUGGUCGGGAGAUUUUGAUCCAGCAGCAUCUCUCACAGUGAAUCCCGACAGCGUUCAACACUUCACCUCUGACACUGCCUCACUGACCUAUGAUAAAAUCUCCGCUGAUUGGAAGCCAAUGACUUUUCCACUGGAAAGCCACUAUUUUUAUUUUCAUUUUUUUGACGAGUGUAUGUUCUAUAGUAACACAUGUGACAUAGUCAAAUACCAUCCCUAUAAAGGAGUCCACUGGCUUGAGUCUCGAUCAGGAGAGUUUAGCAAUGCGAUCAACAUUACUAUACAUGAUGGAGAUGUAAUCCUGGUGAGUCCUGUCCAUCCUGUCAGUGAGGGAGAGUCUGUCACACUUGGCUGCAAACUGAGGAGAGGAAAUUUUACAUCCACCGUUGCUUUUUACAAAAAUGACAAAGUGAUCCAGAACAGUGAGAAACAGCAGCUGAAGAUUCCUGCAGUCUCAAAGUCAGAUGAAGGUUUCUACUGGUGUGAACAUUCAGGGGAAGUAUCACCACAGAGCUGGAUGCCAGUAAAAUCAUCCACUCCUAGUUUUUCUGUGUCCUGGACUGUUGGAUUGGUCGUUGGUGUUUUACUGGCUGCUCUCCUGAUGCUGCUGCUCGUAUUUUGGAACAAAACACUUCGUAGCAGGCUCACAAAGUCUCAGAUAACCAACCAGGCCUCUACAGUCCAAACUGUCAACCAGGAUGGAAAUCAGCAGCAGAUUUACUCCUCUCUUCUCCAUGGUGAUGCAAGCGUCUAUGAGUCAAUCAGAAAUGCUGAAAACACACGACAUGAAAUAUGUGGGGAUCCAAAGGAGGACUCUGACUAUAAUAAUGUCAUUCCAGGCAUGCAUACAGGCCAAUAAUACGGUGUCAUCUAUAAAGCAACACAACACCUGGAUGACAUGAAAAGCAGGAUUUAAGUUUCAACAUUUGUUGCAGCCAUCCUUUACCUUUUUGUUGUGUAAAUAAUUGUGGCUCUGACUGAAGGAAGGCCAUGAACUGUGACUUAAGAUAAUACAGUGGUAGCCAGCAUUGCAUGUUUCCAGUGUCACCAUGAGUAAUUCUGAGCCAGAUAAAUGUCAGGGUUUUGGAGACUUUGUUUUAGAUUGUAAAGUGAGAUACUUUAUAGCAGGGGUGUCCAAAGUCAGUCCUAGAGGGCCACUGUCCUGCAGGUUUUCAGUGUUUCCUGUUUCAACACACCUGACUUGAAUUAAGUAGAUCCAGCAGCCCAUUAAGUUUUGCACAGCGACUCAUUGAUUUGAGUCAGGUGGUUUUGGAGCAGGGACACAUCAGAAACCUGCAGGAUUGUGGCCCUUGAGGACCGGAGCUGGACACCCCUGUUUUUUAGGACAGAUUAGUUGUAAAAUAGGUUUCAUCACCACAUAAUUUCCCAGACUAGCAUGUUGCUUUCUGAGUCAUACUGGAAAGAUUUCAUUACAUCAAAAUUAUUUUAACUGGAAUUUAUGUGAGUGGGGUAGUCUACUAAAUGAAAAGGGUUCUGACAUCUUAAAACUGGACCAAUACACCCAGAUAACAUAAGUAGGGACUAACUUAAAUCUGGAUGUAUAUGCUGAAUACCCAUGUUAUCCUCACCUGCGCCAGUUUUAUAUUUUCCUACAUAUAUCUUUUUGUAUAAACAGUAAAUACAGUUUCAAUUAAUUAAUCAAUUAAUACAAUUUUAAUUAAUGAAUAAAAUAGUUCCAAUUAACAUAUGUUUGUGUUUCUGAUAGAACACAUGCACAAUAAAUUCUUUAUUA
Messenger RNA from Melanotaenia boesemani (Boeseman's rainbowfish), 4164 nucleotides. Its product is annotated as Fc receptor-like protein 5. Bases 133 to 3270 code for a protein of 1045 amino acids. Gene Ontology annotation, molecular function: transmembrane signaling receptor activity. Gene Ontology annotation, biological process: cell surface receptor signaling pathway. Lineage: Eukaryota; Metazoa; Chordata; Actinopteri; Atheriniformes; Melanotaeniidae. The record is from RefSeq and is a predicted model, not a curated record. The transcript has 18 exons.